Camelina sativa (false flax) is the source of this 1176-nucleotide messenger RNA. RefSeq names its product F-box/kelch-repeat protein SKIP6-like. Lineage: Eukaryota; Viridiplantae; Streptophyta; Magnoliopsida; Brassicales; Brassicaceae. The record is from RefSeq and is a predicted model, not a curated record. Gene Ontology annotation, molecular function: protein binding.
AUGAAGGGAAGAAGUGCGAUUCGGGGAUGCAGUCAAUUGGAAUUGAAGACGAAGAGGAAGAAUGAGACGGAGGUGUGUGGGUUAUGGUCGGUGCCACAUGAUGUGUUUGUGGACUGCCUGUCUCAGUUGUCGAGAUUGGACCUCGUGGCCUUAGCGAUGGUCUCCAAGAGGUACCGGGGUGCCGCAAAGUCGCAUGGUCUCAGGAUCUUGAGGUCUAGGAGGGGUUGCAUUCACCCAAAUAUGUACGUAUAUAUGCACAUGUAUCCAGAUCCAAGCCCACGGUGGUUCGUCCUCCACCCCGUGCAACGUCGGCUGAAACGGCUCAAUGUGGACUACUCGUAUCCGGCCCCGGUAGCAGGGUCCUGUUUCGUGCAGGAUGAAUGGGGGAUCUAUAUAAUCGGUGGACUCAUCGACGGCAAACCCACAUCGGAAGUCACGUUUUUUGAUUGUACCGAUCACACAGUGUGCCGAGCAAAGCCCAUGAAGAUGGCUCGAAGCGGAGCAUCGGCAAGCUUGAUAGACAAGAAGAAGAUAUACGUGUUUGGAGGGUGCUUGGACGCUGCUGAUUCCUCCAAGUGGGCAGAGGUGUAUGAUCUCGAAACCGAAACUUGGGAGUUCGUGUCUGUGGUUACGCCCAAGAUGCCCCUCAAAAUCCAACAAAGUGUGGUGAUGGACGACAUGAAGCAUGUUUACGCGGUGGAUGAGGAUGGUCAAAUCUUUAAUUUCUCAAGCACUGAAUGCAAGUUUGAGGCAGAGGACGGAAGAACGGAGUCUAACCCAGAAAACAGAAACGAUUGGCUUAAAGCUGAUCAUCAAGCAUUGUUCUGCCGUGGUACCGGCGGGAGAAUACUGUGGCGUUUUCCAUUUCAGUCGGAUUGGCAGGAAGUCAAGGGUUUGGAAGAGCUGCAGCAGCGACACUCUGGUUUUGAUAUCAUCAAAUUCUGCUUCUACGAUCAUGAGAGGAUGGCCAUCUUCUGGGAAGCCCGGCCUCAAUGUCCUGAUCAGAAUUUGGAGCUUUGGUAUGCCGAGUUUUUCAUUACGAAAUCAAAGAAUAAGGAGAAUAAUUUAUGGGAGCUUUUCGCCAACAUUAAGUGGUCCGGUGCUGUCCUCUCCUCAGACUCACCAUCAUCUACUGUCCCCCUUAACUUGUUAUAUGCUGUUUCUCAUUAUGUCUGA